UUGGUACUCUCCGAUUUCAUGGUCCAAUCACAGACACUUCCUCUCUGUUGUGAUCUGAAACACUGGGGGGGGGGGGGAAUGAUGUUCUCCAUGGUCAUGAAAAGUGUAAAAAAAAAAAAAAAAAGGAAAGAUACAAAAGGGCAAAGCGAUGGAUGAGUAGAGGGAAGUGGCACUCCACGGCAGGUAUAAUCCCUGCACAGCUCAAUGGAGACCUCUUUAAGGAAGGGUGUAUGAAUUAUAGCUUAACCUGUUACCAUAGCAGCUGGGCUAAGAACCCAUUGGAAAACACAGAAAACAUGGCUGCAUCGGAUGUUGACAUUUCGGAAAAGGCCGACAUUUUAAUGCAAAUAUUAUGUUGGGAAUCAAACAUAAUAUUCAAAGCUGAGUUACUAUCUGAGCUUAUUAAACCUGUCAAACAAAAGCAGUUGCGCCAACAGAAAAUGUAUUUCAGCAUUUGACACUUUUUUUAUUAAAAGGAGCAAAAUGCUAAAUAAACCAAAUAAUUAAUUUUAUUUGCAAGUGUAUGAAAGCCAUACCCACAUAAUUUUUUGAACUGUAUGGCAGAUGUUGAUAUUAUAGUCUUUUAUAAUUUGCCAUGUCUUUCUGGGUUCAUUUUAUCUUGUGCAAAAGACAAGUGAAAGUACAUUGCUUUCUUUCCUCUGUAUUUUCUGACACCCGUAACAAUUUUACAAAAAUAUGACAUAUAUAACAUAUAUAAUAUAUGACAGAAAUCCUAAACCCUAGAGGUACAUGAAAUCUUAUACAUUAACAUAAAUAAAUAAAUCUGUGAGCCCAGCCCAAGCAGAGUGAAGCGUGGUGAGUGUCUGAUGCUCCAGCACAAUGCGGAGGCUGGACUACAGCUCCCACGUCACAGAGUGGGUCUGGACUACAGCUCCCACGUCACAGAGUGGGUCUGGACCCGCUAUAAAUGGCAGGAGGGACCCCCCCCCCCAGCUCUCCCCUCCUCCUCCUCCCCCCUGACGGAGUGCUGAGUGAGAGGGUUCAGACAGCAUGAGGACCUGAAUCCUGCAGGAACUAAAAUCAGCUACCUCCAGCACCUCUAGAUUUACCAGCGUCUCCAGCACCUCUAGCUUAACCAGCACCUCCAGCUCAACUGCCUCCAGCUCAACCAGCACCAGCACCAGCACCGUCUGCACCAGCACCAGCACCAGUACCACCGGACAGAGCCGCCAAACAGAGCCAGCACCACCACCGGAUGACCUGAGCGACGCGCACUCGCCCAGCGAACCUCUCUCUCCCUGCGCCCCUGUCUCUUAGAGCCAUGACCAGGAAGGUCUUCACUAACAGCCGGGAGCGCUGGAGGCAGCAGAAUGUGAACGGGGCCUUCGCCGAGCUGCGCAAGCUCAUCCCCACGCACCCGCCCGACAAGAAGCUCAGCAAGAACGAGAUCCUGCGCCUCGCCAUGCGAUACAUCGGCUUCCUGUCCCGCCUGCUGGAGGCGCAGAGCGGGCCGCCGCCCGGCCCCGCCUCCCUGCUCUCCUUCCUGCGUGGGAACGUCCAGCACCUCAACUCCGGCCGAGCCUGGGCCCCGGCCAGUGACUCCGACGCCCCGUCGCCAGGGUCCAGCUGCGGCAGCUCCGAGGCCUGGUAGCCCCGCCCGAAACACGCCCGAAACACACCGGAAACACACCCAACACACGCACAAAACACACCCAACACACGCACGAAACC
Messenger RNA from Anguilla rostrata (American eel), 1692 nucleotides. It is a transcript of the gene tal2, whose product is annotated as T-cell acute lymphocytic leukemia 2. Gene Ontology annotation, molecular function: protein dimerization activity; RNA polymerase II cis-regulatory region sequence-specific DNA binding; DNA-binding transcription factor activity, RNA polymerase II-specific. Lineage: Eukaryota; Metazoa; Chordata; Actinopteri; Anguilliformes; Anguillidae. The record is from RefSeq and is a predicted model, not a curated record. The transcript is spliced from 2 exons. Gene Ontology annotation, biological process: regulation of transcription by RNA polymerase II. Bases 1283 to 1612 code for a protein of 109 amino acids.